Lentinula edodes (shiitake mushroom) is the source of this 1457-nucleotide messenger RNA. RefSeq lists its product as uncharacterized. NCBI's taxonomy places the organism in Eukaryota, Fungi, Basidiomycota, Agaricomycetes, Agaricales, Omphalotaceae. The coding region runs from base 420 to 1220 and encodes 266 amino acids. The record is from RefSeq and is a predicted model, not a curated record. The transcript is spliced from 3 exons.
CACUGUUGCUCGUGUACUAAAGACCAUAAGGAUCUCCGGCCUCCUCGAUUGAACCCCACUCAUUGAAUUCAACUCUUAGGAAAAUCUUUUUUCAAUGGCACGAUUUGGACCUCAUUGUAGGGAAUCCGGCGAACGGGAACACACAAUAUGAACGAACAUCCGAGUCGAACGCAGGUCCUGAGUUUCGGGCGAAGAUUCAAUCAUAUGAGGUUCGAUCGUCUGAGAUUCCACUCCGUCAGUGCGGGGAAAAAUUCAACGGAGGAACACCUAUCCAGAUUGAGCCCCCAGAGAAACGGUAGACAACGUUCCGACUAUCACUGGAUUGAGGGAAGAGGUCGAAGCAAGGGACAUCAAAUGAGGAGACGCCGAUACUGGUCGAGAGCUGGUCGAGAUUGACGACUGGAUUCGUCGUCUUCUUCAUGUUCAGUAUAUUCAAGGUCCGGGAGACAUCCAGCAAGCUCACUCGAAGCGGGAAGUUCGACCUGCGGAAAAUAUCUUUUACAAGAUCGUCAAUCCCGGGAGUGUCAAUCUUAGUAUUCAGGAGGCAAUAUGCAAGAUCUCUGGAUCGAAGAUCUUGCCUGGUCGAUCAGAGGGGGGUUCUGGGCUGGCAGAGGCUGGCAGCUGCAAGAGCCCGAUCACAUUCCCGAGGCAUUGUGGUACAUUUCGAGAAAAAUAUGGUGAUACAAAUGUCUAAAGAAGUCCCUCUUCGAAAGACGCUGCCAAAGGCAAAGAUCAAAGAGAGAUAUCGAAGUAUCCGAAUUCUAGUCUGUCGAAGUUACCAUCGGUUCCCGCUGGUUCCAACGACUUCCCAUCGAAAGCCUUUUUUUUCAGAAGAAGUGUCGUUAUCGACGACCGGAUCGCCAUUGUCGUGCAUUCGAUCGGGUAGAUGCAGUGGAAGCCUUCGAGAAAAUCUCAAUGGUCGAGUUUCUCAAACUGAAAUCAUCUGUUUGUUUUUGUCCCGAAUAUUUUUGCGAAAAGUGGUAUCACGUACACACUUGCGGUAUGAAGAGCGGUAUCGCUCUCCAAUUCCUCGGGUGUGGAGGCUCUGCCGUUUUUGUAAAGGGGCUGUUGAGGAUAAAUGUCAUGCCCUAAUGGUAUGUGAGGCACAAGCAUUGUUGGUUAUGUACAUCCAUGUCGCAUCUAGCGCAAUGUGUGUAGCAUGGACCCCGGCUGUUCCUCAAUGGGGUGUCGGUUUUCCUUUCCUUUCCUAUAAAGUGUGAUCGCGUGUCCUCCUUCUUUUCCUCCUCGCAUAUCAGCGGCAAGAAUUCUUCUGGGGCGGCUGUCGUAAAAAUGGACUGGCGUGGCCUUUGAUAGCCAGCAGAGGCCGUUGAUAGAUAAUUUACUGUUUCUCGAACGCUGAGAUUUCUUACGAGGAUGCUCUCCUUGUCAAUGCAGAGGGGCUAUGGUAUCCCAUCGAGCUUCUCCAUAUCCUACGGGACCUUCCAUUUAGGCUCCGU